Molecule: messenger RNA, 3441 nt
Organism: Schizophyllum commune H4-8
Lineage: Eukaryota; Fungi; Basidiomycota; Agaricomycetes; Agaricales; Schizophyllaceae
Exons: 7
Coding region: 1-3441 (1146 amino acids)
Source: RefSeq, a predicted model, not a curated record
AUGAGCUCGCCUCCCGCCGCCACGACAUCGCCCAAGCGCCGGCAAGGCGUUCCCCACCUUCUCGAGUCCUUCCCGGCACCGCCCACAUUCAUACCAGCAACGCCUGCAACGCCGGGGUCUCUGCAGCUGCCCCAACGCUCAACCUCGCCAUUCGGGGGCACGACACCAACGACACCUCUUUCAGCAUACCACACCCCACCCACUUCCUUCAUCUCCACGCUGAGCGGGAAUGCAUAUCCGACGACGACUAGCCCUCCCCGACACAUACCGUCGCCUCGUACUCAGCCGGCCUCGCUACCAUCUGCGUCGGCGAAUCCACCACCCUCUCUACCCCCCUCACAGCCUCUACCACCCGUUCCCCAGAAUGACACGCCCAGUCUUCUUUUGUCAAGCGCGCGCAGGAGCACCUCUGACAACGCUAGCGUACGGAGCGCCAGCCUGCGGAGUUUGGGGAGGGAGAGCAUAAGGUCGGGCAGGUCAUCCGAGCACGGGCACCGGUCUGGCAGGCAAGACCAGCAUGAUGGCCGUUCCCCGCGCCCCUCCGUAGACUCGGCAGGCAGACCGCGCCCAUCACUCGAUUCAUCGGCACCCCCGCGCCCAUCACUGUCCUCGGUCCACUCGAACUCCCCCGCUAUCUUCCCGUCACCACCGCUAAACAGAAUCAGCGAAGUCUAUCACAACCCUGCCAACGAUAAUGAGGACGUCCUCAGCGCGUCAUUCACUAGACGCGCUAGCCCAGAUGCUUCGUUCACGUCUGCUUCAUCUACGCUACAAGCUUCGACAUCUACUCCUCCGACAUCUAGUCUACCCUCGCCGAAUUCGUCUGCAUGCCCGUCUCCGCUGCCCAAGGAGAUGCUUCAGGACCCUGCCGCCUUCCACCGCGAGCUCCGCAGCGCAAGAUCUCGCAGUCGCGGUCACAAGGAGGUCCUUCGGUCGCGCGUCACCUCUAUGGACAUCCCCCCUAGUCCAAUCCGACCUAUCCUGCCACGUUCUGUCUCUGACGGGACCAUGUCGUUAGCAGACAGUAACGCGGGUACGCCGAGAGGCAGGACGCUAGGGAAGCCGAAGAAGGUGGCGGCCGCUGCGGCUACCUCUGACGCGGAUGGAAGGGACUCGCCGGAUAUCAAUGAGAUCAUCGAGCGCACACCGAGGCCGGCACGAUCGUCGAAGAGCUUGGCGCGUUCCGCGUCGUCCUCGUCGAAGAGCCUGGCAAGAAGCGCGUCGUCGAAGAGUCUCGGGACCUCGACACGGCGAAGUAGUGCGCGGCUCUCCAAGGAGAGCAGCACAUCGAAUGUCAGCGCGGACCCAUCCAGGCGACGCCCCUACGCCAAAUCCUUCGGCGCUGACACCCCGCACGCAAGAGGCAAGCGCACGAAGGACGCGAUACCCCCACCUCCCUCUAGCUUCACACAUCCCGUCAAACAGGAGCGGGCCCUGUCCCGAGGGGCAUCCGAGCAGAGUCGGGACAGCACCAUCUCGGCGUUCUCUCUAACCGCCUACGGUGUCAACGACGCGCCUUAUAAGCGCGACAGCGCGUACUCGAACGAUCCAUACUCGAGUGGUCGGGAGGGCAAGUCGCCCGCUGAUCGAUCGCCAGCGUCGAGUUCCGCGCACGAGCUGCCGACUGCGAGACCGAGGCGCGGCGCGAGUCCGUUUGAGUCGCUGAGGCGGUCGAUACACUCGAUGCAGAGCGAGUCGGACAACCCGUAUGGUGGGAUCCACCCCGACGACGAGAAGCUGUUCGCGGAGAUGGAGCAGAUGCUCGAGGGGCAGGUCAGCGACACGGAGGAGGGCCCCAGCAUGAGCAGAGGCAAGGCGCCCGACGCGUUUGCCGUCGAGGUCGUGCGGAGCGACGAUGAGGGGGAGGAGCCCUUCGACGACGAGGUCGUCGAGUCGGACGAGGACAGCGACAGCUCGAUCGACCUGCGAACACCACUCUCGAAAUUGAUGCUUCGCGACGGUGUGCUGUCGCCGAAUUCGAAGGUGCUUCAACAGCAGGAGGAGGACCUGUUGGGCACGCCUGGCCGGGGCAGUGUUAUGAGCUUCACGAGUGCGAUCUCGACGUCGUCUAUACUGAAGGACACGCGGGAUACUCCGUCGCGCCGCGUUCGUCAUCGCGACGGGAAGCUGUUGCGAGGCGGCCUUGGGCUGACGACGGGGCUUGGUUGGAGUGAUAGUGAGGAUGAGGAUGCGCCUUCGCCGUUCACCAAGCGCGUUUCUUCUCUGGCGCUUAGCAGGUCCAAGUCGGUGUCUAACUUGCGCUCGACGUCGACGUUGAGCCUCGGUGCCAUUGAGGAGGAUGUGCCGUCCGCAAGGGAGAUCAUGUCGCGCAGCACCAGCAAGACGUCCUCCCUGCGGAGUAUGCCGAGCAUGCCGUUGUCGAAGUCGCUGAACUCGCUCUCGCGGAUGUCCUCGCGGUCAAGCGGGUACAGUGUACGGCCCAGCCAUGGACACGCGCAUGGUGGUAGCACCCUCUUCGAGGACGACGAGGAUGAUGUGGAUGGCGCGGACGAGUUUGGCCGGUCGAAGAGCUGGAAGACGAGGAGUCAGCCGACGACAAGAAGCCAGCCGCGCGAGUUGUAUGCCAUGCAGCCUAGUGAGGGUACGCCGUCGAGCGACUCGACUGCGAGCAUCUCGCUCCCCGACACGCCGGCCGACUACGAGGCGACGCCGACGUACACGGGACACUCGUACAAUCGGAACAAGGAGUUGCCAAGGCUGCCGAGCAUGGGGAGUCUCCGGAGGCAGGGGAGCACGGCCAGUGUCCGGCGCACGGUCUCGCAGAAGAGCGUGAAGAAGACGACGUCGAUGGCGAGCAUUCGUGAUCGGAGUGUGUCGGAGACGAAGUCGCGCAUGCCGGAGUCCCAAUCCUACUCGCGAGUGCCGGAGCCCCAAACCAGGUCACGCAUGCCAGAGCCCAAGACGCGAACGCGGACGCCAGAGCCCAAGUCGCGGAUACCAGAAUCGAAGUCCCGAUCGUCGACGCCGGAUUCCAGAUUGCGAAGGCCGAGCUUUGGCAGCAGCUCAAUACCAGCGCCCCCGUCAACCUCCAAGGCGCCGCCACUCCCGACUCACCGCCCAAUCGAGAUGACGCGCAGUCCCCGGCCGCUGCAGCUGCCGACGCGGCUCACCUCCGACCGCCCCGCAGUCCCAGUCCCGCGAGUCGCUCAUUCGUCGCUCGAGGCGCCCGCCCAAUCGUACAGCGGGCUGCCGAGCCCCUCGGCGCGCAUUUCCCCGCAUAGUGGGCUGCCGUCGCCGGCGUCGUCGAGCGGGCUUCCGUCGCCUCAUCCGAUGGGGUCGCCGCCGUCGCCUAACCCGCUGGGUCCGGAUGGGAAGCCGAGGCCGCGCACGGGGACUGGGAUGGUGUACAGGAGCUCCCGAGGAGGAGGCGCCUUGAGGACACCAUCGCAGAUGCACAAGCGGAGUGCGCCGCCGCUGUAG